AUGCGAAACAAAUUGUAUAUAUCACGUAUCGCUAUUAUAUUAUGUUUUAUCAUCUUAGUAACAUGGUUAUUUAUUUUUCGUUUACCUAUAUGUCAAAAUCAAUCCGCCUUCAAACCUCACUUUCCUCCACGACCAUCUGGCUCACAAGUUGCCUCGAUUGAAUCGUGGCAAAUGCCAGACUGGGUUCAACGAUAUAAUCUCACUCAUUUAUUUGAUUGGACUUGGGACAAAAAUGACGAUUUUGUACGUUGUCGAGUGUCAACUGUUUAUUCACCACAACCAAUAGCAUGUAGAAUACAAUCCACCACAGUUGUCAAUGAUGUUCUCAGUUAUUUUGAUAUUCAUUCAGAUAAAGGAUGCAUCGUGGAUAAUGUUGCUCGUCUUCCAAACUUCACUCCUCAUCCAUUACCACGUGCACGUUCUUUAUCUAAUACAUGCUCAUCACUUAAUAUCGAUCACAAAUGGACCUUAUGUAAACAAUCACAAUCAGAGCUCGAUCAACGACUGCCAGCAACUACAAGAUUUGUAACUAUUGCUGUAUUUAAUGCAUAUAUCGAUACAGGUUAUUGUCAUUCUCAACUACCUGGAACAAUCUUCACUGAACAUGCUACUUUUCAUUUUCAAUCAUGGACGAAUAAUCUAUGUUAUAAUGAUCCUAUUUUUUAUAUUCCACGAGUUCAUCCUGAACAUCAAUAUACUGAACUCAUUGAUUCUAUUGGAGUUUAUCUUCAGGCACCAGGACAUUUUGUACCUGAACAACUACCACGACUACUUCGUCUAUUAGCUACUGCACCCAAAACAGCUAAAGUUCUUGUUGCAAAAGGUGGCAUCGCUGAUUCUUUGCUUGAUGUCCUUGUUGAACGUGGCAUAGUUACACGUGAUCGAAUUAUUCCAUAUGACAACAACAAUCGACCUUAUUAUUUUGCUAAGAUUGUUUAUCGAAGUGAAUCUUGGCCUUAUCUAACUGAUAAAAAUAACUCUCAUCAUCUUUAUGAUCGAACAGAUAUGCAACUUGUUCAUCGAGCUCUAGCGACUGAUGGCGGUGAUGAUGAUCAACAAUCUAAGAAUAAGAGAAACCUUGUUAUUCUCAUAAAACGAAAAGAUGGAGGUACACGAUCGAUUGUUGAACAUUUAGAUAUGGUUGCAUUUAUAAACAGUAGAUUGAAGAAAUCAUUAGGUUUACAUUUAGAAAUAUUCGAAGCUGAAGGACAUGUUCGUGAUCAUAUUGCUUUAUUUCGUCGAGCUCGUAUCAUAGUUGGUCCUCAUGGUGCUGGAAUGCUAAAUGUUGUUUGGUCAUCAGCAGGAACAUAUGUUGUUGAGAUUGGAUAUAAUAAAGGAAUGACAUUUCCACAGAUGUAUGCGGAAAUGAGUCUUCAUCUAGAACAACAUUACUGGAUUUGUAAAGGAUAUGGAAAUUAUGAUGGUCCUAUUCAUGUUGAUAUGGAUGAUUUUAUAUAUAUAUUUAAUGAAAUUAUUCAUGAAAUCGAAGUGGAAACUAGAUAA
Molecule: messenger RNA, 1503 nt
Organism: Adineta steineri
Lineage: Eukaryota; Metazoa; Rotifera; Eurotatoria; Adinetida; Adinetidae
Source: the annotation of a GenBank genome assembly